AUGCUGCUAGUCGCCUUUGCCAUAUGGUCUGUUUUGUCGGUUUGGCAAAAUACCUCUUUCAGUGGGCAUGUCCCUUCUCUACCUGGAGUAACCUGGCCCGGGACAUCCAAUUCGAGUCCAUAUCACCCUGUUGAACCACUCAUUCGCAAGGCUCAAGUAGAUUUUGAGCAUCUUGUCAAACGUCAGUCUAGAACUCUUGAAUCUGCUGAGACUGAGUACCGAAGAAGAUACUCGCGAGAUCCACCUCCUGGAUUUGACAAGUGGUUUUCGUACGCCCAAUCCAAGAAUUCGAUUUUGAUCGAUGACUUUGACAUGAUCGACGAGGAUCUCAAGCCAUUCUGGAAAAUCCCACCUCAGCGCCUUCGUGAGAGCAUUGAUCAUGUGUCAAGCAUAGAAAAUCUUGCCUUGCGUAAAUGCGGCAUCAGCGAUGGACAAUACUAUGGCCAAGAAGGCGAUUGGAUUGUUAAUGAUCUUGGAAAGCUUCUUGGAGAGGUGGCUAAUGAUAUACCUAAUGUCGACUUUGCUGUUAACAUAUUAGAUGAGCCUAGAGUCAUCAUUACACAACAGAUGCUCGAAAUUGGAGGCGUUUCGAAGCCCGAGUUCUAUGAUGCGCAUCACGUGUCAAUCUGGAACCGCACGACCGAACCAUGCGAACAAACUCCUACCAAGGGAAACUCACCUGCUAGCCAUGAUCUUGGGCUCCCGUUGGUCCAGGAUUGGUACCAUACGAAGGAUGUUUGCUCGCACCCUGAGUUUGGUCUUAUGCAUGGAUUCUUCUCAUCGCCCAUGACCUGUGUAAUUACCGAUGCACCUAUUCCCGUUCUAUCCCAGGGAGCUCCGACUACAUUUGGAGAUAUCGUGUAUCCCAGCCCUUGGUAUGCUGCAAAGAUGGACCAAGGAGACUACAAUGGCGGCGAGGAUCCACUUUGGGAACAAAAGUCUGGUAAUCUUUAUUGGGCUGGAAGCACUACUGGCAGUUAUAGCUGGAACGGUACCUGGCAUUACUCACACCGUCAGCGCCUUGCAAAGUUGGUACAGACUUUGAAUCACACCAACUAUGCUUACCUCAAAGAGUCCAAGCCCGGACAUUGGACCAGCUACAGGGCAAUUGAGAACCAUAGCAAUUUAUUCGACGUCAAGUUUACUGCUGCCAUUCAAUGCGACGACCAGGAUUGCGCCGAGCAGAAUCAGUUCUGCAAAAUGGGCGAGAGAGAAGAAAGAAGCCGGCAGUUCCAUUCUCAGUUCGUCUUCGACACAGACGGCAACUCCUUCAGCGGGCGAUUUUACACUUUGCUGAGAUCGCGAAGUGCUGUGCUCAAGCAGACUGUUCUACGCGAAUGGCACGACGAACGGCUCAUUCCCUGGGUCCACUUUAUCCCAGUCAGCUUAUCCAUGGAUGAGUUACCAGAACUGAUGCGAUACAUGACCAGUCAUGAAGAUGGAAAGAGGAGGGCAAAGGAUAUUGCAGAGAGAGCUGAAAUGAACACUGUAGUGGUUUAA
Molecule: messenger RNA, 1500 nt
Organism: Exserohilum turcica Et28A
Lineage: Eukaryota; Fungi; Ascomycota; Dothideomycetes; Pleosporales; Pleosporaceae
Product: glycosyltransferase family 90 protein
Exons: 1
Coding region: 1-1500 (499 amino acids)
Source: RefSeq, a predicted model, not a curated record